AUAUCAUUAGUAUGCAUCAAUCGAAAUUACAGUACUCAUUGCUCUUUAAGCAUUUUGCUACUGUGCCAUCAUUUCUCAAUUUGUAAUGGCAGCAAAAUUGCCAGAGGAAGAGCACCCAAAACAAGCCUUUGGAUGGGCUGCAAGAGACGAAUCUGGUGUCCUCUCUCCCUUCAAAUUCUCUCGGAGGGAAACAGGGGGAAACGAUGUUUCCUUUAAAGUCCUGUACUGCGGGAUGUGUCACUCUGAUGUUCACAAUAUCAAGAACGAGUGGGGCAUUGCUGUAUACCCCAUGGUCCCUGGGCAUGAGAUUGUGGGAGUUGUGACAGAGGUAGGGAGCAAGGUAGAAAAAUUCAAGGUUGGUGACAAAGUUGGUGUGGGCUGCAUGGUCGGAUCUUGCCGCUCUUGCGAUAAUUGCAGCAACAAUCUUGAGAAUUACUGCCCAGAAAUGGUACUCACAUAUGGUGCCAAGUACCACGAUGGAACCAUCACUUAUGGAGGCUACUCGGACAACAUGGUCGCUGAUGAGCAGUUCGUGGUCCGUAUCCCGGAUAAUCUGCCUCUUGAUGCUGCUGCUCCUCUCCUCUGCGCUGGUAUUACAGUGUAUAGCCCCUUGAGAUACUACGGACUUGACAAACCUGGUUUGCAUGUUGGCGUGGUUGGCCUUGGUGGGCUUGGCCAUAUGGCUGUGAAAUUUGCAAAGGCCAUGGGGGCUAAGGUGACUGUGAUCAGCACUUCUCCUAAAAAGAAACAGGAGGCUAUUGAGCGUCUGGGUGCUGAUUCAUUCCUAGUCGGCCGUGACCAGGAUCAAAUAACGGCUGCAAUGAGCACGAUGGAUGGGAUUAUUGAUGCAGUAUCUGCAAUGCACCCUCUCUUGCCUUUGAUCGGUUUACUGAAGCCUCAUGGAAAGAUGGUACUGGUUGGUGCUCCAGAGAAGCCACUUGAGCUACCAGCUUUUCCUUUGCUCAUGGGGAGGAAGCUAGUGGGUGGUAGUGCCAUUGGAGGAAUGAAGGAGACACAAGAAAUGAUGAAUUUUGCAGCAAAACAUGGCAUAACAGCUGACAUUGAAGUUAUCCCAAUUGAUUAUGUGAACACUGCUAUGGAGCGCAUGUUGAAAUCUGAUGUUAAAUAUCGAUUUGUCAUCGACAUUGCCAACACUAUGAAGCUUGACCUUUGAAAAGUUCACCCUUUGGAUGGCAAUAUAAGACUAUGGAGUGUUCUUUUCGGUAAUAAUACUCAUAGUUUUAUAUUUCAGGUCUAUUUUGAGUGAUAAGAGUAUUUGUUUUUAAUAAUAAUUUUUUUUCACAUUAAGUGAGUUUUUAUUUUAUAACGAGUGUAAAAAAAUAUCUAUUUCUAUUGUAUGGUCGACGAUCAAUUAGUCCUAUAUAAAAUUAUAAUUAUAUUUUUCUCA
Ricinus communis (castor bean) is the source of this 1408-nucleotide messenger RNA. Its product is annotated as probable mannitol dehydrogenase. NCBI's taxonomy places the organism in Eukaryota, Viridiplantae, Streptophyta, Magnoliopsida, Malpighiales, Euphorbiaceae. The coding region runs from base 86 to 1174 and encodes 362 amino acids. The record is from RefSeq and is a predicted model, not a curated record. Gene Ontology annotation, biological process: lignin biosynthetic process. The transcript is spliced from 5 exons. Gene Ontology annotation, molecular function: zinc ion binding; cinnamyl-alcohol dehydrogenase activity.